GCGGCGGGCUUGCGGGGCGGCGCGGCGGCCGGCGGCGGCGGCGGGGCCGGCCGGCUCCGGGGCGGCGGCGGAGGGCCUCCCGCUGGACCCGGCCCGCCCGCGGGCCAGCCUCCGCCCAUCGGCGCCGCCGCCGCCUCUGCGGCCGCUCUAUGCGACGCGUCCGUGCCGCUGCUGCAGCACAACGGUUGCGUGGCGCCGCGCCCGCUGUUGCUGGUGCAGGCCGACGCCGCGGAGGACUCUGACACCAACAGCAACUCGGCGCUGCUGCUGGCGGACGACGCGGGCGGCGGCGUGGGCGGCCUCGGCGGCAGCAAGAGCACGGGCGGGCCCACGGGCCGCGGCGGCACGCCCAGCAACGGCAACAACAACACCUUCGAGCUACGAGAAUUCAACCGCAUGCUGGCGCGGCACGGCGGGCGCCUCUAGACCCGCGACGCAUAUUUCUAAAUCGUAACCACGCACAUCCUUCCUUCCCUUCCUUUGGUCAGACUCGGGGUACCGCUUCAAGUAGUCGGAAUUGGUGCUCACUAGAAGUCGCCGCAACGACCGUGAGAGAAAUAUUAUUGAAAGAUUCUUUAAGGAUGGAGCUAUGUCUCGGCAAUUUUCAAUAUACAACACGAAGCAUUUCGCAUAUUCUCUCCCUCCUUGAAAACAUUUCGUGUAAUUCUUAUUUUGAAGAGAAUGUUCCAAAAUGGGAUUUUGCAAAUAGUUAUUCAGUAGUACGGCCUUGGAAGAAUACGUACUAGGUAUGGCGGUAUGGCCAUGGAGAAGUCUGGCUAACUACUGCUGUGCUGUGUAUAUUCAUAUCCAGUUAGAACGAAAGAUGGCUUGUGAUCUAUGUACUAUUAAUACUACUACUUGAGAUUAACAGUUUCUGCAAGUAGUAUUAUAAACAAAAGCGAAAAUUCGUUUGCAUUUCGUCAUUCUUGUGCAUUCCUAAUAAUUGAAAUUUGCGGCCUGUAUACUGAAUUCGCAUUUUAAAUUUAUUUGUUCAAUAUAAAUUUAGUCUAACUUGUCUUAUGUUCUGUGUUCCUAGUGGAAAAUCAGUAAAAGGGUAAUUGCAACGUGGUUUAUUUAGUAAUCAUAUCAAUUCCAAUAUCUUAUUCCCGUAAUUUCCUUAAUUCUCAAUGAUUUUUACAUGCGUCGCCUACUGUGCACCAUGCCACCUACUUGCAACGGCUCCAAGAUCCUGACCAAUGAAUGAGAAGUCUCAUUUCGGGGUUGCUGUAAAUAAAGGGUUACGAUUUAGAAAUAUGCUCCCCGCCCGCCCCGCUCUGCCCCACCACGCUUCGCCUCGCCCCGCUCCGCUCCACUCCACCGCCGGCGACGUCGCCUUAACAGGCCGAGGCAUGCCUCCACGCAUGGGGAGCGAGGUGUGUCUGGAUUAGUGCGCAACACUCCGAAGGGCGGCAGUUUUCGAGCAAUUGUCGCGCCGAGAAAUUGCUCCCCCCUCAACUCCUCCAGGUUUCGAUUAAACAAGCGAGCCCAUCGUUCAGAAGCUGGAAGUGCGUCAUUACAAACUGAUCAUUGCCUAAUAUACAUAAAUUAUUUUUUUAUUCAGAAACAGUUGUUCUGUAUGAGAUCUCAGGGGAAAUGGUGGCAAGAAAUACAGCAGUGGUCCUUGAUAUAUAAUACACUGUUCGACUUCGAUAUAUAAUAUAUACGUGAAACCGUUUACAUGGAGGAAAGAUAUUCAGUUUCCAAUCUCGCAUAACAUUUUUCAAUCCGACACAGGAUUAUUUUGAUAUACGUACAACAGGUUUUGAGAGAAACCUUUCAACAUUCUUUCAGAUCAUAAUAAAACACAUCUUCCAAAUUCAAAGUAAAAGUAGUCAAAGGAAUAAGUUUAUCCUUUCAUUCCCACAAAUGCUAGGUGAAACUAUGUAUUAUUCUGUAAUCUCAUGAUAAAAUGAAAAUCAUUCAAUUUAGCGCAUGUGUAUUUCAAUCUACGAUAACAUGUGAACUUCAAUUAUAGAGACAACGUAAUUAUUACUGACGUAGGAUGGCCAGGAAGUGCAUUUUUCAUUUAAGGCAACUCCACUACAAUUUUUCAUACUGUUUCAUCAAAAACAGUUGCAAGUUCAAUCAUCGAAAUGAUUGAAUCACAAUCUUAAUGCGACAAUUGUAACUCGUCUCCUCCAAUUCUAAAUUCACAAAAAAGAACUUUCACUCUGCUAUAAAUUCAUCACUACAUUAAAACAAUUUGGAAUGUUCAUUGCGUACAAAACUAUUCUAAAAAUAAAAGAUCACUGUCUAAAACCCAUAUCUCUUGAGAUCUGUUCAUGACACGGUGAAAAUGCAUAGUAAUUUAGCAAAAUUGAGAUGGCGAGGGGUUAGAUCAUUCGCUUAUAGAAAACUGGAAAUUGGAAGCACGAAGGAAAUUUUAUCAUCAACACUAUUGUUAAAUGAUUAUUAUAUUUCUAAAAAUGGUGAAUAUUUUUGCGAGAUUUAAAUAUCUUGAUGACAAAAUGCAACACAGUUCUUUAAGGAAAGAUUACGUAUUUGGCAAGCUAAAAGAACUGGCUAAAAAUUACCGAUUUUAAUUUUGAAAUAGUUACCGUGUUAUUUUUGUAAUUUUCAUCUCGAAGACUUUAUUUUACUAUAUUGUAAAUCGGUGCUUGAUUUAUAGGCCCCGGAACGCACCCUCAAACUACUUAUUAAUUUAAUAGAAAUAAUUAUAUUUAUGGUAUAAUUUAAUAAUUAUUCCCGGGGUACCGGAUUGCCGUUCCGUCGCGUUCAGCCAGAAAUUAAGCCGUUGUUAAUAAUAAAACUUUAGAAUCUAACACAAAAAUACCCAGCGAAACAAAUGUGUGCACUCUUGGUAAUAUAAUCUAUUCUAGCGCUUUCUAACAAAAAAGUGUGAAUGAGAGGCUCAGAAAGGCCCGAAUACGUAAUGCCAUGUUCACCAUUUUACUCAGUUUACAUGUUUGCUUCCUUAUCACGCGUUUUCCGGAUUCCGAAGAACCAGCAUACAGCGUAUUCCAACAUUCAAUCUUGAUUUAUAAAUAAACGUAAUAAUGUCAUUUGCCCCUCGCCAUCUAAGAUUCAGAACGAAACGCCAGCUUGAGCAUGAACUUGCCCGUCAACUUUCCCAUCAUUUCGGUGUCUAGUACAAGCAUAGGCCUACUGCUACUGUGUUUUGAGAUAAAUGUUCCGUGACAAAACGUCACAGACUUACAAAUAACAUGGAAGUCAUAUCGGUAAUUCUGUGUAAUAUUUGUCUUUUCAACGUUGAAACCAAGUGAUAGAAAAUCUUAAAUGUUCAAGUUCUCAUUUAUGUGUCAAAAAUGGUUGUUCUUAGAUGGUUCAAAGAUGUUUUUUCAACCCCUGGCGUCGUAUUCUGAAUCUUGGUUGUAACAACACCCAACAUGGCAAACUUCCAAGUGCGCACACUUGUGAACCCUCGAUGGGAAAUUCUCCAUCUGGACUCGUUAAAAAACCUUAUGAAAGGCCACGUCUGCAUUUUCACCCACACACCAAGACCCUUCGAACUGCGUUGAAAUAUAUAAGAACAUAAUGUGGUGCCGACAGAAAUAAAAAAGAACCAAAAAAGCCAACAAAUCCAAUAAAAAGCAAGAGACCUCAAACCAUCCAGCUCGUGAGUGUAUGAUCGUCCCGAAGUGGGGAAGCUAAUGGAAAAAGCGAAGAGGUGAGUGAGAGGCAAACGGACUCGGGCAAUCUCGAAUUCCUCCUGCAAAAGGAGUGCAGCAUCCAGCAAACAGUGAGAUAGUUGGACUACUGUGGAAGCUGCCAUACAGCGACCUUAAUUCUUGGUCCUACGAAGCAAACCCCCUACUCUUCAACACCACCAGAAGGCGCAAACACUGUAAAUUAUUUUUUUAUUAAAUUAUCUAAAUAUAUUGUGUACAUCGCGCAGAGGGUUGGAUCUGUAGCCAGUCACUACCACUAAUACUACUCUACUACUUCUACUAAUACUACUACUCAUACUGUUUACUUCACACAAAAAAUGAAAAACCACUAGCCACAGCAGAGUAUCAAGGAACUAGAGUGCAGUCUAGAGCAUUGAGCCCGAUAGGUAGACAGUGCAGAAAAUAAACAAGAGUGGGAGCUCCAUUAUAUGACAUGCUCAAGGCAGUGUGUUGGUCUCCCCUCCACAUGCAUCGUAGAGCAGCAUUCAUAGCGCAUCCAAGGCAAGCAGGUAACAAAUUGUAUAUUUGAAAAAAAAAUAAAAUAUAUUUAAAACAAGUCAUAGAGCUCUUCAGUUUCCCUCCUAGCAUCAUGUCUGUUCUGUCCACACAUGGAAAAGUGAGCUUUGACAUCAGUGCCUCAAACUUUUUGCGGUAAACACUACUAAAGCAACUGAACCGAGCGAGAAUAAGAAACUCCUUCAGCCAGGCCAGGAGCAACUCUCUUGUCCCCUGCCAUUUCCUCCUAGGGCUGCUCCUCUUGCCCAGGCAUAGGUGACUCCCAAAGAAAUAUUUCACGCAUUUGUAUUGCAAAUACAUAUAUCAAUAUAUUAUAUAAAAAUAUAUCUAUAUACUGGUUAUAUUAUAUAUCCAUACUUGUAUGUAUCGAUCUUUAUAAAUAUUUAUUAUACAUAAAUAUUGUAUCUAUAUUUCUUAAUCAUGUUUCCCUUGAGGCGAUGUGCAUGUAAUUAUUUCCUGAACCACAGUUGGCAGCCCUGUGCUGUCCUUUAGCCAGCUGUACACUGACUUGGUUCCCAAUAAAGACAUUCUUCGUACCUGUUUGCUGCGUAGUUUCACCAUUCCAUUUAUCAACUCCAUCACAGUCAUUUUUACCUCAUUCUUUCCUUCUACUGGGUUAACUUACAUAAAAAAAUAUGUAAUAAAGAACGAGCCAACACUUUGAAAUUCUCUUUUUAUAUGCCAUAUUUGGUUUAAUUAAAUGAGCAAAUUUAGCAAGUAGCUAAAAAAGCAGAUACUAAGGCAAAAUAAUGAAUAUUAACCCCUUCAGACCUGGCAUACAUCCCCAUGUACAUGAUAUUUACAGCGAAGUCAAAUCUUUACUAAAUGUCUGUAAGACUUCUAAUUGUUGGA
Messenger RNA from Gryllus bimaculatus (two-spotted cricket), 5018 nucleotides. The record is from the annotation of a GenBank genome assembly. NCBI's taxonomy places the organism in Eukaryota, Metazoa, Arthropoda, Insecta, Orthoptera, Gryllidae.